GUCCGACUGCACCUCUUCCUCGAUUUCCCUCAGCCCCUACUCAGGACCAAGAAGCACCAACUGGUCCCCCAGCUCCGAUAGUCCCUGCUGCCACCGUACUCAUCCUGGUCUACACCCAGGAUCUGGAGCAAAUUCCAGACACUUUUCAGAGGACUGUCUACGAGACGGCGAACCACGCGGUGGAUCAUUUUUAUAAGGCUAAGCCAACGGACCUGAGGGCGAUCGAGGAGAGGAGCUCGGAGAAUGAUAUGGAAUCCGAUCUGGGGAUGAACCUCACAGCGGUCUUGGCUCAACAUCGCAGCAUAGCUCGGGCCAGGGCCAGGAAUGACGAGCUUAAGGCCGAGCUCCAGACCGCUCAGGCCGCCCUGACUGCGACCCAAGCUGCCCUCGUUGCCGCUCAACAAGGCGAACAAAGCGCCAAGGUUGCCCUGACGGUAGCUCAAGCAGGCGAGCAGGCUGCAAAGGUUGCCUUAACCGCGGCUCAAGAGGGCGAGCAGGCUGCCUCGGCUGCCCUUCAGGCCGAGCUCGUGGGGGCCAAGGCCAAACAGCUGGAGGCCGAGGCUGCUCUUCAGGAGGAAAAGAAGGCCUUGACCUCCUCCAUGGAGAGCAUGUUGUACCAUUGCUGGGCCUUCAACCAGGACGACAACUUCUCCUUCACGGCCUCCGAAGCGUGGGGGCACUACCUCGAGAAGUUCAAGGCUCAGCUUCAAUAAGAGCUGUCGUCUGAGACCGGGGAGGCCUCUGCCACUGGCGAGCAAGAGACCAAGGAGGUGACAUCCUCAGAGCGCCCUGGAGGGUCUUAGUUUUUAUUUGCCUUAAUUUAUUUUACAUGUUUUUUUUUUUUGUAAACAUUUAGUACGAGGUUAUUUUCCUCGAGACAAUUUAUCUAUAAUUUCAGUAUUUAUUUUUUAUUUA
This is a messenger RNA of Humulus lupulus (European hop), 915 nucleotides long. RefSeq lists its product as uncharacterized. The record is from RefSeq and is a predicted model, not a curated record. Lineage: Eukaryota; Viridiplantae; Streptophyta; Magnoliopsida; Rosales; Cannabaceae. The coding region runs from base 249 to 713 and encodes 154 amino acids. The transcript is spliced from 2 exons.